Messenger RNA from Sinocyclocheilus grahami, 1821 nucleotides. Its product is annotated as phosphatidylinositol-binding clathrin assembly protein-like. Gene Ontology annotation, cellular component: clathrin-coated vesicle; extrinsic component of presynaptic endocytic zone membrane; clathrin-coated pit. The record is from RefSeq and is a predicted model, not a curated record. Gene Ontology annotation, biological process: clathrin coat assembly; clathrin-dependent endocytosis; synaptic vesicle budding from presynaptic endocytic zone membrane. Bases 15 to 1559 code for a protein of 514 amino acids. NCBI's taxonomy places the organism in Eukaryota, Metazoa, Chordata, Actinopteri, Cypriniformes, Cyprinidae. Gene Ontology annotation, molecular function: SNARE binding; phosphatidylinositol-4,5-bisphosphate binding; 1-phosphatidylinositol binding. The transcript has 15 exons.
UUAAAACGGCGAGGAUGUCUGGACAGAGCAUAACGGACCGAAUAACGGCAGCGCAACACAGUGUCACCGGUUCCGCUGUGUCCAAAACGGUGUGCAAGGCGACCACACACGAAGUCAUGGGGCCAAAGAAGAAGCAUUUGGACUAUCUGAUCCAUUGCACAAAUGAGAUGAAUGUGAACAUCCCUCAGCUGGCCGACACGCUGUUCGAGCGCACCACCAACACCAGCUGGGUGGUCGUGUUUAAGUCCCUCAUCACCACACACCACAUUAUGGUCUACGGCAAUGAGAGAUUUGUACAAUAUCUGGCCUCCAGGAACACAUUAUUCAACCUCAGUAAUUUUUUGGACAAAAGCGGGUUACAAGGUAGGUGCUUUCAGCCCAACACUUCAUUAUUCAUUCUAUUUUUCCAAACACAUCCUAGCUGUAAGUACUUUGACAUGAAGAAAGCCCAGUGUAAAGAAGGCCUGGACAUCUAUAAGAAAUUCCUCACUCGAAUGACGAGAAUCUCAGAAUUUCUCAAAGUGGCAGAGCAAGUGGGAAUUGACCGAGGGGACAUACCAGACCUAUCACAGUUUACAGUUUGUGCCCCCAGUAGCCUUCUGGAUGCCCUUGAGCAGCAUUUGGCUUCAUUAGAGGGCAAAAAGGUCAAAGACUCCACGGCCGCCAGCAGAGCCAGUACGCUGUCCAAUGCGGUGUCCUCUUUGGCCAACACGGGUAUCUCUUUCACCAAAGUCGAUGAGAGGGAAAAGCAGGCAGCUCUGGAGGAGGAGCAGGCUCGAUUAAAAGCACUUAAGGAGCAGCGCCUGAAGGAACUGUCCAAGAAGCCCUCCACGACUGCUGCGUCUCCCGUAUCAACAGCAACGGGCACCAUCAGUUCCGCCCCAGCCAUUGACCUGUUCUCCACACCCAGUAGCUUCAAUAACAGUACAGAUCAAAAUGGUCUUUUAGGCCUGCAGCCCGCGUUCCAGCCCUCCCUGCCUCUCUCCACCGGCCUGCCUUUAGCCAACACAUGGGGAGAUCCUUUCACGUCUACAGAGGCUGUUGACGACUCCAUUCCAAACUUAAAUCCUUUCCUUACAAAACCAGAUCCUGUCCAUCUGCCUGUUGUGUCUUCAGAUGCUGUUAGUUUUUCCUCUAGGACACCCAGUCAUGAAAUGUUCGGUGAUAAUUACAAUCCCUUUAUUGAUUCGAGCGGUUCUGUUGCAUCACCCGUCGAGCCCUCUGCUCGGAUGGGCUGCUUCCUCUCAGACUCGUUCUGCUCUCUGGCUGCCUACCCUAACACUCCUCUCUUCCACUCUGAGCCCUCUGCUGUAGCUGGACUAUUCGGAGGGUUCUCUGCACCUCCCGCCGGCCAGCCUCCCAGUUCAACAGGCCUUAAUGUCGACUUUGACUCCGUAUUCGGCAAUAAGUCGGCCGCCAACAGCACAGACUCUGCUGGUAAGACAGAAGUGAACCCAGUUGCUGUAACUCACUGCUUUUCUCCACACACGAUGCUUCACAUCCAUCUCACUGCUGAAGGUCAAUGUGUUUUGGGGAGUCAUUCAUUGGACCAUGCUUAAGCUGACGGAGUGAAACUAGCAUGUGAAAAUGGUUAUACGACCACUUUUCGUUCUUGUAGAAGUUUGCUGUGGUAUUUUUAUAAGAAAAGAGACCAUAAUGAUCUUUUGUGUCGUGAUCUCAAUGCUGCAUUUUUAGAACUUGCUCUUUAAGGGCACAAAUCACACCUCAGGUUUCUCAUUAAACCUUGAGGCAUUAAUUUGCUUGAGUCUUGGUUUCAUUGGAUCUAAUUUAAACCCAUGAUUGGUUUCGACACAAUUAAAG